Messenger RNA from Lactuca virosa, 1091 nucleotides. Lineage: Eukaryota; Viridiplantae; Streptophyta; Magnoliopsida; Asterales; Asteraceae. The record is from the annotation of a GenBank genome assembly.
AAUGACUUGGAUUGUUGGAUUGUCGUUCAUAUGCAUGUAAUCAAAACCAAAAAUGGUGGUUUUCUCCAGCAUUGGCAAACGAUUUUGCAACCGAUCAUUCAAUGAUACAAAAUCCUACUUAUUACCCUCUCGAUUGCAAUUCCAGAGUAUCCGAACACUCCUCCUUCAGUCCGCUUCGGAAUCCGUCAAAGUUCAAAAACUUUCCGAUGCCGAUUCAGGAAUUAUCCAAAUUAACAUGAAUAGACCCGAAGCUAAAAAUGCCCUUGGGAAAGAUUUUCUAAAAGGACUACAGAAUAGCUUUGAAGCUGUAAGUGUAGACUCAUCUGCAAAAGUGUUGAUGAUAUGCAGCUCAGUCUCUAAAGUCUUCUGUGCAGGUGCUGAUUUGAAGGAAAGAAGAACCAUGGAUAUACCUGAAGUUCGAGCUUUUGUCAACUCACUAAGGUCAACAUUUUCAUUCUUAGAGGCACUUCAAAUCCCAACUAUUGCAGUUAUAGAAGGUGCAGCAUUGGGUGGGGGACUUGAAAUGGCUUUAUCUUGUGAUAUCCGAAUAUGUGGAGAAGAUGCCAAACUUGGCUUACCAGAAACCGGUCUUGCUGUAAUACCAGCGGCUGGAGGGACACAAAGGCUUCCUAGGUUAAUUGGAAGCUCAAUAGCCAAAGAACUUAUUUUCACAGGCCGAAAGAUCACUCCCAAAGAAGCAUUGUCAUUUGGUCUGAUUAACUAUUGUGUUCCUGCGGGCGAUGCGUAUUCAAAGGCGCUUGAAAUUGCACGUGAGAUAAAUCAAAAGGGUCCUGUGGCAAUACGGAUGGCUAAAAGAGCGAUUAACCAUGGUUUAGAAAUGGAGAUGGGGUCUGGUUUGGAAUUGGAAGAAGAAUGCUAUGAAGAGAUAUUGGUGACGGAUGAUAGGUUAGAAGGGUUGAAUGCGUUUUCUGAGAAGCGAAAACCUUUGUAUAAAGGCGAAUGAAAUAACCGAUUUUUGGUUUAUUGAUAUUGGCAAUGUACUUUAGUUUUUUUUGUUUUUUUAACUAUAUUAGUAAUGUACUUACACUUGUUAAACGGUUGUUAGCGAAUUUAAAAUAUUUAAAUUGGAG